AAAAAAAAAACAGAUGCUCUCAACAUCUAUAAAGAAUGAUGCAUACUGCGUCCAAUUCUCGCCAUUCAGUAGCAUACGGUUUCAAGAUUAUUGUGAGUUCUUCAGAGAAGUUUGAGAGUUCUUCAGAGAAGUUUGAGCUUGUUUUCCUUGAGGAUACAAGUGCUGCUUCCACACCAAGUCCAUCUUUGUACCUGCAGGAAACAGAGACUGACAAACCGAGAAUACGUUUGCCUUUCGGAAUUCAGAAAAUGGAGAAAUCAACAAUGUUUGUUGUACUAUUGGUGUUGCAACUUUUUGUCCAUCUUCAAUUAGAGGUUCACUCGUUGGCCACUCUUUCUGAACAUGAUUUUAGCUACUCAAAAUCUGUGAUUAAUGCCACUGAUCUUCCACUAGAAGAAGUGUAUGACUACAUUGUAGUUGGAGGGGGUACCGCAGGGUGUCCAUUGGCAGCAACUUUAUCAUCAAAGUAUUCGGUGCUCGUUUUAGAAAGAGGAAGUUUUCCUACAUCAUAUCCGAAUGUCUUGACUCAAGAGGGGUUUAUAUAUAAUCUCCAGCAAGAAGAUGAUGGAGAGACACCAGUUCAAAGGGUCAUGUCAGAAGAUGGCAUUCCUACUGUUAGAGGAAGGAUCCUUGGCGGCACGAGCAUGAUCAGUGCUGGCGUAUACGCAAGAGCUAACAUUUCAUUCUUUAAUGAAUCGGGAGUUGAAUGGGACAUCAAUUUGGUUAAUGCGACAUAUGAGUGGAUUGAAGACACUAUUGUGUACAAGCCAAAUGCAUUCGCUUGGCAAACUGUUACACAAAAAGCUUUUUUGGAGGCUGGCGUUUUACCAGAAAAUGGAUUCAGUUUGGAUCACGUACCUGAAACAAGAAUCACUGGCUCAACUUUUGACAAUAGUGGAACGAGACAUGCGGCUGAUGAACUACUUAACAGAGGAGACCUAGACAACUUGCGAGUUGCAGUUCAUGCCAACGUAGAGAAGAUCGUCUUCUCUUCUAGUGAAUCAAGAUUGUCAGCUACAGGAGUCAUAUAUAAGGAUUCUAACGGAAUUUCUCAUCGGGCAUAUGUACGCGAUCAAGGUGAAGUUAUAUUGAGUGCAGGGACAAUGGGGACCCCUCAACUUCUACUACUCAGUGGCGUUGGCCCAGAGUCUUAUCUAUCAUCUCUUGGAAUACCAGUUGUGCUUGACCAUCCUUACGUUGGACAGUUUCUAUACGAUAAUCCUCGUAAUUUCAUUAACAUUUUGCCCCCAAAUCCAAUAGAACCCUCAAUUGUAACAGUUCUAGGCAUUAGAGACGAUUUCUGGCAAUGUUCUAUCUCGUGCGGACCACUUACUGCUCCACCCUAUAGUUUAUUUCCUAGUCAGUCUUAUCCCCUGCCAAUAAAUUCAACUUUCGCACACAUUCCUAACAAAGUGCCAGGACCUCAUUCUCAUGGUUCUCUCACGCUAAAUUCAUCUUCUGAUGUGACAAUUGGUCCAAAUGUUAGAUUCAAUUACUUUUCAAAUGCGGCGGACCUUGCUCAUUGUGUUAGCGGCAUGAAACAAAUUGGUUAUUUAUUAAGGACUAAUGCAUUUAAACCAUAUAAAACCCAAGAUUUACCAGGUAUAGAAGGUUUCACCUUUUUGGGACUACCUCUGCCAAAUAAUCAAACAGAUGAUGCACUCGAAACAUUUUGCCGAGAUUCAUUGGCCUCAUAUUGGCAUUACCACGGUGGAUGCAUUGUUGGAAAGGUGGUUGAUGGUGGUUUGCAUGUUAAUGGAAUUGAUGCAUUACGCAUAGUUGAUUCUUCCACAUUCCCUGUCACACCGGCGAGCCACCCUAUGGGCUUCUAUCUGAUGUUAGGCAGGUAUAUGGGUCUUCAAAUUCUGCAAGAGAGAUCAGCUUGGGUAGGUAUGUCAUGCAUGGACGGGGCCAUGCAAAGCCUACAGCGGGGCAUCUGCCCCCACCCAAUGAAUUUUGAAGAAAACCUUGAAGGGGUCAAUUGUCAAUCAACUCUAAUAUAAUUUCCUUUUAAUUCUUAUAAUUUACAGCUUUCUGUAACCUGUUUGAACUAUCAUAUAUAUAGUUUUUCUACUUAAUAUGUUUAUUGCAUGCCCUUAUACAACUUGAAAAUGGCUCAGUACAAUUGUAAAUCUGUUGUUUGGUAAACGAAUUGAAUCAAAUAUUAUAAGAUAUUGUGUUUUAUC
Messenger RNA from Malus domestica (apple), 2186 nucleotides. Its product is annotated as (R)-mandelonitrile lyase 2-like. The record is from RefSeq and is a predicted model, not a curated record. Lineage: Eukaryota; Viridiplantae; Streptophyta; Magnoliopsida; Rosales; Rosaceae. Gene Ontology annotation, molecular function: flavin adenine dinucleotide binding; oxidoreductase activity, acting on CH-OH group of donors.